Molecule: messenger RNA, 899 nt
Organism: Miniopterus natalensis
Lineage: Eukaryota; Metazoa; Chordata; Mammalia; Chiroptera; Miniopteridae
Source: RefSeq, a predicted model, not a curated record
AUGGUAAUGGAAGGAGUGUCCUUUGCUGAGUGUGGUUCGGGCCCGCACGGAUUGAAGACCAUGGAUUUUGAGGGACAUCAGGCCAUGGUGGGAUUUGGUGACAGGAAGGAAGGGGAAGUGACAGUAGUGAAAACCAAGGGGCCCAACCAGCAGUUCACUCCAUGGGGACAUCAGCAGCCUCAACCAGAAAAUGAUAAGGCACCUGGCAGCCAGGAACAUCGCGGGAGGGGGGGCGGUCGCCGGGCGCGGGGACUCACGCGCACCCGCCUGCUCGCGCCCGCCCGGCAGGUGUUCCGAGUGGAGGUGCGGUUCCGCGGGCGCAGACACACGGUGCCGAGGCGCUACAGCGAGUUCCACGCGCUGCACAAGCGGAUCAAGAAACUGUACAAAGUGCCCGAAUUCCCCUCGAAACGCCUGCCCAACUGGAGGACCAGAGGAUUGGAGCAGCGGCGGCAGGGCUUGGAGGCCUAUAUCCAGGGUGUCUUGUACCUGAACCAGGAUGUGCCCAAGGAGCUACUGGAAUUCCUGAGUCUUCGGCACUUCCCCACAGAUCCCAGGGCCAGCAGCUGGGGAGCUCUGGGGGAGUUCCUGCCUAGGGACAGCAGCUCGCAGCUGCACCACCGGCCUGUUGUCAGCUUCUGCAUGGAUCCCUACAUUUGCAUCUCACCUCCAGAACCUCUGCCCAAUGUGGUGGUAAAUGGCGUGCUCCAGGGUUUCUACGGCUUCAGCACCAGCACAGCUGACACCCAGUCAGAGGCUCCCUAUCACCCUGCACCUUUGCCACCGAUGCCUUGACCAGCUCAGGGGCCUUUGGACCACCUGCCAAGACAGUCAUAUGCCUCAGUCCUGUGAGCCCCAUAAAAGACAUGGGCUGGGUCCCCCUUGGCUUGGAUCCAGGA